UUUUACUUUUCAAUAAUGUAUUCGGCCUAAUAAUAAUAAUAAUAAUAUUAAUAUUAAUAAUAAAAAAAUGAUAAUAGCAAACAAAUAAAUGUAAUAAUAGUAUGUUAUUGAGAGUUACCUCAGAUCAAGCAAUAGUGUAUACAAUAUAUAUAUAUAUAUAAUAUAUAUUUUACUAUACUGUUAAGGAAUUAAUCACUAGCCAGUAAGCGUAGCUGUUGAUAUUGUGAAAUACUGUACACCUAUACAGAUCUCUAAAAAAUGUAUGUUAACCGUUGUUGUCGUUUAUACGCAUUUUAACGUAAAAUAUUAUUGGCUCAAUAAUUAAACGAUUAAUAAGCGAAACAAUUCUGAAUUAAUAAAGUUUAACGAUCGUUGAACGAUCAUUAAAAUCGUUUUUUAUGUUAAUUAUUAAAAUUAAGAAUAUUGUGCCAACAAUCGAUUAUUGUUAUUUUAUUUUCACAUCAAUUUAUUAUUCAGUACACGUGUAGACCACGCAGAAUAAAUAUACUAAGUGUUAAAUAUAUUGAAUAGAACAAAACAUAUAAACUGUACAUUACAUUACAUACAAACAUGUGUUCGUUGGAAAAAAAAAAAAUCUUUGUAUCGAAAUAGACAAAUCUAGACAAGAUACAAAAACUUCGACGUGAAUUUGUACAGUCAUCGAAAAUAUGUCAAAUAAGCGUCAUUUUACAUACAAAAUACACACAUAAUAUUUUGUAUGCAGAAGUAACGCAAUAAAAAAAAAAAAAAAAAAAACAACCGAAAAUUAAAUCAAGUUUUAUGAAUUUUUUAUUUAGCUUAUUUCCUUGGCUACCACCCAUUUCUAACUAAAUAUUUUCAAUUCCUCUUAUCUCAAACUAUAUUUAAAACAAAUAAUAUUUCAAAUUAAUAUAAAACUUCAUGACAUAUACAGAAAAAAACAAAAACAAAAGAAAAUUUUCGAUUAAAUAUUGCAACAAGAAAUAGUACCACAAUUCGACCUUCGUCUUCUCAAUUUGAAACGAAGCCAUGACUAAAUUUUACAUUUUGUGUUAUAGAAAUAAUAAAUUUUCAUAAAUCUACAUAAAUACUGAGAGAAAUAAUGUGGUAGAUCAAUUUUUCAACAAUUUUUUGUCAUGGAAAUAAUUUACGUUUAAAGAUUCUCAUAGAAAAGGAGUUUCAAAAAGAUGUUUUGGAUUUGGAGAGAAUCGCAGUUCCUGAAAAUGCAGAUGACACAUACUUUUCUAAAGAAUGUGAGGAAUCGCAGCAACGUUAAUUUCCAUGGACAGCGACACGUAUUGACGGUGAGUACAACAAGAGGCGUUCCUAGUACAAGCACAGACUUGAAGGAGGCUUUGUGUGAAAAGAUUCCUAUACAUUAUGAUCUAUUGAGAAAUUUUCGUCAACAACAUGGAUCGUCAGUCAUCAGUCAAGUAACCGUAGAAAAUAUUUAUCAAGGAUUAAACGGCGUGAAUACUAUUGUCAGAGAAACUUCUGAGACUGAUUCAAAAUAUGGGAUCAAAUAUAGAGGACUAACUAUACCAGAAGUUAUUACACUCUUACCUCGAGAAGGAAAGUCACCAAGUGCAGAAGCUGUGUUCUGGUUACUGUUAACUGGUGAUGUUCCAACAAAAGAACAAACAGCAUCGUUGAUCGCUGAUUGGUCUAUACGACGCCAGAAAAAGAAAGAUUGGUGGUCAGGACCAGGUGGCGGGAUUGUGGGUUCCGUUCUUCAAAAUCUGCCAAAAACAACGACGCCUCUUGGAAAACUAUCUAUAGCACUCACCGUUUUUGAGUCUGGCAAAUACAUACAAGAAGCUUUAAAAAAUGGCGCUUUAAGCUAUACUCAUUGGGAAUACACAUACGAAGAUAGCAUGGAACUAUUAGCAACGCUACCAGCAAUAGUCGGUCUAAUAGCUAAAGGAGAAUUAAAGAAUUUGAAAGAAGAUACUGGUGAUUGGGUACAAUUUCUAUCAGAAUGUUUAUAUAAUACAUUUGAUAUUUCGGAAUAUCAAAAAAAUUCAUUGGUAGACUUUCUUCGACUAUAUAUUGUUUUGAACGCAGACGAAAAUGGUGGAGUUCCUAGUGUUCAUAUUACAGAAAUACUUGGAGCUUCUCAAUUGUAUAUCAAUCAAGCUCUUGCAGCAGGAGCCUUAGCAUAUACUGAUGAACCUAAGAGUGGCACAAUGUCAGAAUAUAUGGAAUUCCAUUCGAAAAUACAACGACUUUUUGGCCAUGAAUCGAAAGAAGAAAAAUUAAAAAAUUAUAUAGCUACUUUGAUUAAAAGGGAAAAAUUAGCUGGUUAUCAAGAAACAAAAUUUUGUGACCCAAAAUAUACCGCAUUGAUAAAUUAUACGAGGGAACAUUUGCCAAAUGAUCCCAAUGUAAAGUUAUCACAAACUCUCACUCAAAUACUUACUAUGAUAAUGAAAACAGCAAAAGGAAAAGAUAUUUAUCCUGAACAAAAUGCAAUUGCUGCACCUAUUUUUCAGUUUUAUGGAUUAAAAGAUAUGAAAUUCAAUCAAGUAUUAUUGUGCAUGUCGCGAGCGUUGGGUGCAAUUGCAUCGAUCAUUUGGACAAAAGCAGUUAAUGCUCCGGUCGAGCAUCCGGUAUCUAAGUGUACUCAUACUUAUUCAAAUUCUUUUCAUGGGUUACGAGGAAAACAUAAACGAGGAAAUCAUGUAAAGAAUACUCGAAAAUAAAUUUUAUUGAAUUCUA
Messenger RNA from Apis mellifera (honey bee), 2697 nucleotides. RefSeq names its product polycomblike. Bases 1167 to 2681 code for a protein of 504 amino acids. The transcript has 8 exons. NCBI's taxonomy places the organism in Eukaryota, Metazoa, Arthropoda, Insecta, Hymenoptera, Apidae. The record is from RefSeq and is a predicted model, not a curated record. Gene Ontology annotation, biological process: tricarboxylic acid cycle; carbohydrate metabolic process. Gene Ontology annotation, cellular component: mitochondrial matrix.